AUGGCGAAUUAUUUAACGUCCAACAACCGUGCCAAGCAGUUGUCUUGGUUUCGUCUUCUGAGAAGUUUUCAGUGUUUUGUUCCCGAUUGUUUCCUUUUUCUUAAAAAUAGUAAAGACACCAUGUACAUCAAGCUAUUUAUGCUAAUGCUGGCCGUGACUGGUGCCUGGAGUGCCGUCUUACCAGAGAAUCAUCAGGUGGCAACAACGGCGGCCAGGACAACGACAGGUGACUUGGCCACCGCUGAGACUUCAGCCAAAUUACUCAAUCUCUUUGGAACUGGCACUGGUUAUCCCAGUUAUGGCUAUAACUACAAUCGUCCCAGCAAUGGUUAUUAUCCAGGUUAUCCCAAUACAAAUUACUAUGGAAACUCCAACUAUUAUCCCGGUUCGGGUUAUGGAUCUUCGUCGAGCUUCUAUCCCAGCCAGGGAUACUAUCCAAAUCAGGGAUACUAUCCCAACAGCGGGUAUUAUCCCACCACAAAUAUCCUAGGAAGUGGCGGCUAUGGCGGAUAUGGAGGCUAUGGAGGCUAUGUGCGCAACACUUUUGGCUAAAACAGUCAUGUGCAAAAGACCGACAAGAACUUAACCAAAUGCCAUGCUCCAGCACACAUCACAAAACCAACAAAUAAACCAAGAAAAGAAAAAAGAUCGUAAAACUUAUAUAAACAAUUUAUUAGGAAGCACAUCAUCCCGAGAGGCCCGGCCAUAACCUUCAACUUGGAAUAUUUGGCGAACCAGAAAAAUCUUCAAGUCUCUGCCCGGAGACAAAGUCUUGGUCUUAAAUUUUAAGUAAAGUCGUGUUUAUGUUUUUCCACUUUU
Drosophila serrata is the source of this 819-nucleotide messenger RNA. RefSeq lists its product as uncharacterized. The record is from RefSeq and is a predicted model, not a curated record. Lineage: Eukaryota; Metazoa; Arthropoda; Insecta; Diptera; Drosophilidae.